AUGGAUUUUGUUUCGCGAUAUCAGAGCCUCCAGAUCCAGCGAGUCUCGAGCGAUGAGUUGAUCAAGGACCUCCUUCUCUAUUGCGAAAGCGUCGAGAGGACACUCCGCGAGAAGAACACAGAGCUUGUCCAGCAACUAAACGAGACGCAGUUUGAUUUAGAGGAUGCCAAAAAUUCGAGGAGAGAGCUCCAGCAUCAUCUAAUAGAUAUUACCGAAACCAACGCCAGUUUAAAGGUGAAAGACUCGUCCUUGAACCGAAAUCUUUACGUCUUGGUGCUUAUUGAUGGCGAUGGCCUUAUGUUUCUGGGAGAAUUCCUUCGUCAGGGGAUAGAAGGAGGAAAGAAAGCGGCCUAUGCCCUGCGUGCCGAGAUAGCAGGGCUUUGCGGAAAGCCGGCCGACGACGUUGAAGUUAUUGCCAAAGUCUAUGCUAACCUUAACGGGCUCAGCAGGGCCAUGCAGCGGCAUGGCGUCGUUGAGAAGGAUUCGGACUUUAAGGACUUUACGCUGGGCUUCACGCAGGCCAAGGCGUCAUUCGACUUUGUCGAUGUUGGACAAGGAAAAGAACGAGCCGACUCGAAAAUCAAAGAGGCCACCAGGUGGAAUUUGCGCAAUCAUAACUGCAAGCAGAUUUUGUUAGGAAUCUCCCACGACUCGGGAUAUGCGCCGUUCCUGGACGAGAUACUCAACGAUGGAGAUGCCCGGAACCGCGUCACGGUCAUCGAGGGUGUUCCGGCGGUGCGUGAACUGCGCAACACCGGGGUCAACAUGAUCCAGAUCGACACCCUGUUUCGAAAGGAUAAGCUCCUUGACAAGCUGGUUGAUGGAAGGCCGGUCUCUCGACGACCGAGUCCGUUCGACCACGGGCCCGCAUCACCUACGAACGCAGCUCUUUUCCAUGGAUCAGCUGUCGCCGCCGCCGGGCCGACGAGUAGUCCCAUGACACCGUCAUCGUGGGCAGGCAUCACGGCCAACGCCAAUGUCAACGCCAGCACCAGCAUCAGCACCAGCGCUAGCCCGCCCCCGCAGAUAUUCCUCCCGUUGGUCCACAAGAAUGCGGCUGCGGCUGCGGCUGCGGCUGCAGCUGCGCAGGGCCGAAAAAGCGCACAGGUGGACGGUCCCGAGACGUCUGCUGCUGCUUGGAAUCCCGGACGUCGCGGGCUAGAUGAGCCCAUCGUGGCGAACCCGGUGGUCGUGGACGCCAUAAAGAAGAGAAAGGAGAGGUUAUGCAACAUCCACUACCUGAGGGGCUACUGCGGCAAGGGCAAUGACUGUUCUUUCGAGCACAGGUAUAGAGUGAGCGAUGAGGAGCUCAAGGCUCUGGCUCUGCUUGCGCGGUUCAAUCCUUGCGGCAAGAGACAGAACUGUGACCUCGAUUCCUGCAUUUAUGGCCAUCAUUGUCCCAGCGUCAAAGACGGCGUUUGCGUGCAUCCGUACUGCAAAUUUCGAGUGGCAGAUCACCCUCCCGACACGAGCUUCAAGAACAGAAACAUCAAAGAUAACUAGAUUGAUAAAAUAUUAUCGAUGAGAUGGCCAUGGGACACAGGAUAUGCUUUAUAUAGGUGUCCUCCCCGAAGGUCUUGGAUUUUCUCUCUUGAGAAUGAUUAGGAGAGCCAUUGAGGCUUGAAAAGAUUGGUCUGCGAAGUGAGAUAGAUGGUGGCCAAAUAACCAGCGAGAGGAGAGAAGGAGAGACGGAGACUGCGAGAUGGGUG
Molecule: messenger RNA, 1709 nt
Organism: Sodiomyces alkalinus F11
Lineage: Eukaryota; Fungi; Ascomycota; Sordariomycetes; Glomerellales; Plectosphaerellaceae
Exons: 6
Coding region: 1-1503 (500 amino acids)
Molecular function (GO): metal ion binding
Source: RefSeq, a predicted model, not a curated record